Trichomonas vaginalis G3 is the source of this 726-nucleotide messenger RNA. RefSeq names its product putative selenium-dependent hydroxylase accessory protein YqeC family. Gene Ontology annotation, molecular function: ATP binding. NCBI's taxonomy places the organism in Eukaryota, Parabasalia, Trichomonadida, Trichomonadidae. The coding region runs from base 1 to 726 and encodes 241 amino acids. Gene Ontology annotation, biological process: biosynthetic process. The transcript has a single exon. The record is from RefSeq and is a predicted model, not a curated record.
AUGAAAUUUUGGUUAUAUUCUCAUCAAACAAAAACAGUUAAAGAGUCGGACAAUAUUUUAAGCCUACUCUCACUAGGAAAUCAUGAAGUUAUUUCUGUUGUUGGUGGCGGCGGAAAAACACAUACAGUUUUCGAAAUAUCUCAUGAGUUAGUAAAACAAGGAAAGAAAGUAAUAUUAUGCACAACUACAGCAAUGAUGUUCCCUGAAGAACCAGUUUAUACAGGAAACAAUAUCGAAGAAAUUAAAUCAAUGUUUAAAAACUCGCUAGUCAUUGUUGGCACCAGAAUAGGACCUAAAAAGAUGGGGCCACCAGACUCAUCGAUUUAUGAUCAAUUAGAUUCAAUAUGCGAUUAUUUAGUUAUUGAAGCCGACGGCUCUCGUCAGCUUCCUCUUAAAUUCCCUCGAAGUCAUGAACCAGUUUUACAUCCUCGCAGUACACUUGUAAUUGGACUUGCUGGAAUUGAUUCUUUCGGUGCAAAAUUAGAGGAUGUAUGUCACAAACCUCCAACAGCAGUUGAAUUACUCCACAAAACGAAUGAAGACAUCAUUGAUGAAAAAGAUAUUGCAUUUAUUCUCGAAAGUGAAGAUGGUCAGAUGAAAAACGUUAAAUGUAGAUAUAUCGCUAUAAUAAACAAAGUUGAUGACGACACAAGAUAUAACAAUGCAAUUCUUGUUGCUCAAAAUCUGAAAAACCAUGAUUGCAUCUUUUCAACUUAUGAUCUUUAA